Messenger RNA from Hevea brasiliensis (rubber tree), 1058 nucleotides. Its product is annotated as xyloglucan endotransglucosylase protein 7. The transcript has 3 exons. Bases 77 to 955 code for a protein of 292 amino acids. Gene Ontology annotation, biological process: xyloglucan metabolic process; cell wall biogenesis. Gene Ontology annotation, cellular component: apoplast; cell wall. The record is from RefSeq and is a predicted model, not a curated record. Gene Ontology annotation, molecular function: xyloglucan:xyloglucosyl transferase activity; hydrolase activity, hydrolyzing O-glycosyl compounds. NCBI's taxonomy places the organism in Eukaryota, Viridiplantae, Streptophyta, Magnoliopsida, Malpighiales, Euphorbiaceae.
CAUGCACAUAUAUCAUUGACAGCUCUUCCUUUCCUCCCUCUACCUUUCAAACUGUCCAUUUUUCUCCAACAAAGUCAUGACUUCUCCUUCCCCUUCCCCAAGUUUUCCCUCAACAAGGCUAAAUACGCUUGUGGGAUUGCUUGCAAUGAGUUAUUUAGUGGUGGGUUUGGCUGGUAACUUCAAUCAAGAUUUUGACAUCACCUGGGGUGAUGGUAGAGCAAAGAUUCUUGAAAAUGGCCAACUUCUCACCCUCUCUCUUGACAAAACUUCUGGUUCAGGGUUUAGAUCAAAGAACCAAUACUUGUUUGGUAAAAUUGAUAUGCAGCUAAAGCUAGUUCCUGGAAACUCUGCUGGAACCGUCACUGCUUACUAUCUAUCUUCCCUGGGGUCAGCCCAUGAUGAAAUAGACUUCGAAUUCCUUGGUAACCUUAGUGGAGAUCCCUAUAUCCUCCAUACGAACGUAUUCACCCAAGGAAAAGGGAACAGAGAACAACAAUUCUAUCUCUGGUUUGAUCCCACCAAAGACUUCCACACCUACUCCAUUCUUUGGAACCCUCAAAGCAUCAUUUUCUUCGUGGAUGGGACUCCCAUUAGAGAGUUCAAGAACUUGGAAUCAAAUGGCAUUCCAUUUCCAAAGAGCCAACCAAUGUGGAUAUAUUCUAGCCUAUGGAAUGCUGAUGAUUGGGCCACAAGGGGUGGGCUUGUGAAGACAGAUUGGAGCCAAGCACCUUUCACAGCUUCCUAUAGGAACUUCAAUGCUCAGGCUUGCAUUUGGUCCUCUGGAUCUUCCUCUUGCUCCUCCAAUUCCUCAAAUAAUUCUUGGCUUACAGAAUCUUUGGACACCAUAGGGCAAGCAAGAAUCAAAUGGGUCCAACAAAAUUACAUGAUUUACAACUAUUGCACUGAUACAAAGAGAUUCCCUGAAGGACUCCCUCCUGAGUGCUCACUAGCUUGAAUGUGAAAGGAGAUGCUCUAUUCUUUUGUAUUGUUUGUUCUAAUAAUGCAACCAAUAAAAUUUCAGUAAGAUUAUACAGAAAUAAAAUGUUCUUUCGAUGACA